CCCCGGAUGUUGCACUGCAGUACACAGAGGAAGCUGGGAGUAAACACAACCGGCUACAGAGGCUUUUAGCCGCCGAUAACGACUCGUUUCAGCAAGUUAAACGUUUUAAUGUCCUUCUACGGCUUUUUAUAACCUUCGUCGCUGCUUCAGAGUUGAACGCCUGUUCCGGAGCUGAGCGCUGAAGCAGGAGGGGCUGCAGAACUUUCUAGCAGCGGUGGGGGUGAGCAAAGCAGUCAUGGUCCAGAUUCACGUUAAACGAGGAGAGGAGAGCCAGUUUCUCCUCAGCACCACCGUGGACGAGUCCGUCGGGACGCUCGUCCGGCGAGUUACCGAGAUCUACAACGGCAGACUGAAAGUGGACCGGAUCUGCUCUGAAAUCCCAGAACUCGCAGAUCAUGGCAUCACACUUCCUCCCAACAUGCAGGGCCUGACAGAGGAUCAGAUCACAGAGCUAAAACUGACGGAUGAAUGGGAGGUGAAGUGCGUCCCUAGUGGAGGCGCAGAGUUUAAGAAGGACGAAAUUGGUCGUAGGAAUGGACACGCUCCCAAUGAUAAGAUGAAGAAUGUUUUGAAGAAAACUAUGGAAGAAGCCAAAGCUUUAAUAUCUAAAAAACAAGUUCAGGCGAAUGUGUGUGUGACCAUGGACAUGGUGAAAGAGGCUCUGGACCAGUUGCGAGGGGCAGUUAUGAUAGUGUACCCAAUGGGGCUUCCACCACACGACCCAAUCAGGAUGGAGUUUGAAAAUAAGGAGGACCUUUCUGGAACACAGGCCUCUCUGCAGGUGAUCCCAGAGGAAGAAGCUCAGCUAUGGUGGGCAUCCAAAGAGAUGCAACGUGGCAAAAAGCUCCAAGAUUAUGUUGGAAAAAACGAGAAAACAAAGAUUGUGGUGAAGAUCCAGAAAAGGGGUCAGGGGGCACCAGGAAGGGAGCCUUUGGUUAGCGAGGAGGAGCAUAAACAGAUGAUGUUGCACUACUACAGGAGGCAGGAGGAACUCAAGAAACUGGAUGAAGCCGAUGACGAUUCCCAUUUGCAGUCCGAAUGGUCAGACAGGCAUGCUUUAAAGAGGCAAUUUCAGGGACUUACCAAUAUCAAAUGGGGUCCAAGAUAACUGGACAGAAGUAACUUUGUCUCAAAAAUGUGGGUAUUUUACUCAAAUGAAGAUUCUGAUGCCUUAUUUACCCACAAACAAGAUUUUGUCACAUGCUGUGAAUAUUAAAAUCUACCUUUUU
Messenger RNA from Colossoma macropomum (tambaqui), 1229 nucleotides. RefSeq names its product cilia and flagella associated protein 298 (gene cfap298). The coding region runs from base 236 to 1108 and encodes 290 amino acids. The transcript has 8 exons. NCBI's taxonomy places the organism in Eukaryota, Metazoa, Chordata, Actinopteri, Characiformes, Serrasalmidae. The record is from RefSeq and is a predicted model, not a curated record. Gene Ontology annotation, biological process: regulation of cilium movement.